Chenopodium quinoa (quinoa) is the source of this 1290-nucleotide messenger RNA. RefSeq lists its product as uncharacterized. The transcript has a single exon. Lineage: Eukaryota; Viridiplantae; Streptophyta; Magnoliopsida; Caryophyllales; Amaranthaceae. The record is from RefSeq and is a predicted model, not a curated record. Bases 1 to 1290 code for a protein of 429 amino acids.
AUGUUAUUCUUCUAUGCUGAUAAGAAGUUUGUCUCCCUUCUUGUAAGGGCUUUGAAAGCUUUUGAGGGUUGUUCUGGUUUACAGACUAAUGUUGAUAAAUCCGUUAUCUACUUUGGGAGUGUGCAGUCUGAAAUGCAGCGGGAAAUUUUGUCUGAGUCUGGUUUUGUUAUAGGAGAAACUCCUUUCAGAUAUCUUGGCAUUCCUUUGAAUGCUAAAUACUUGAGAGUCUCUGACUUUGAUGCUAUAGUUGAUAAGAUGCUGACUAGAAUAACUUGCUGGUCUAGCAGAAAUCUGUCUUAUAUUGCAAGAGUUGUGCCGGUGAACUCUGUUCUGAUUAUUUUGCAUACCUAUUGGGCUCAGUGUGUGAUGUUACCUAAGUCAGUUAUCUUGAGGAUUACUCACUUGUGCAGAGCUUUUCGUUGGUGUGGAGAUGUUGUUUUGUCUAAGGCUCCCCUAAUUGCUUGGGAUUGGGUCGGCAAAAGCAAAGCUGAAGGGGGCCUAGGUAUUAGAGAUUGUAGGACGUGGAACAGGGCAACUUUGGGGAAAAUAGCUAAAAAAGAGGAUUCUCUUUGGGUGAAAUGGGUUCAUGAUGUGUACAUUAAAGACCAAGAAUGGUGGAAUUAUAGUCCUAAAAGAUAUGCAGGAUGGGCUUGGAGGAGGUUAUGUGAAGUUAAGGACCAGCUAAAAGAAGGGUUUGAGCAAAAUAACUGGAUGAAUGGCACUUAUAGAAUUUUCGAGUGCUACAAAUGGCUGCAGGGAGAUGGAACAAAGGUGGAUUGGUGUAAAUGGGUUUGGAAUAAUUUCAAUAUCCCCAAGCAUUCUUUCAUAUUAUGGCUUGCUAUGCAUGAUAGACUCAGACCAAGAGAGAAACUCUUGAAAUAUGAUGUCUGUGCUGAGGAUAGUCUUCUGCUGUGUGGUGCUAAUAUUGAGGAUAGACAGCAUCUGUUCUUUAAUUGUACAUAUAGUCAAGAGUGCUUAAUGAGAAUUGCCCAUUGGCUCCAUAUUCCAAAUCAGAAUGUCUGCAUUGAUGAGGUUUGGAAGGAUUGGCUUAGAGCAGUGAAAGAUAAGGUGCAGCAGAAGGUGGUUCUGGCAGUUCUGGCUUGUGUUGUUUAUCACAUCUGGUUUGCCAGGAACACUGCUUUCUGGCAGAAAGCUGUUAUCCACCCUUCAAACCUGUGUAAGGGUAUUGGUAGGGUGAGCAUGGAUAGAGUCAAACAGCUUAUAAACAAGAAAUGGAACAUAUUGCAGUUCAAGUGGAUUCACGAGCUAUGUAGUAGCAUCCCAAACUAG